Hypoxylon trugodes is the source of this 756-nucleotide messenger RNA. RefSeq lists its product as uncharacterized. The transcript has a single exon. The record is from RefSeq and is a predicted model, not a curated record. Bases 1 to 756 code for a protein of 251 amino acids. Lineage: Eukaryota; Fungi; Ascomycota; Sordariomycetes; Xylariales; Hypoxylaceae.
AUGCCUACAAAGCAGAAGACUGUAAACGGAGAAAUUGCGUCCUGGGAAGAUCCUCACCCCGGGCAACGAUUGCAGAUUCCACUCGGGGUGGCUGCGGGACUGCAUAUUUAUCCUCAAACUAUCAGCGGAGAUGUUAUGGGUGGUGUGGCCGUAAAAGCGCGGAGCGCGUGUUCAAACAAUGGACCUCUUACAAUUGGGUGUAAUGGCCGCGGUCGUCACCGUAGCGUUAAACCGUCAAAACCUUUAAAAAUACCUGCCAAAGUGGUCGAAGAGCCGGAAGCGAGAGGUGUUCCGCUAGUAUCACCACAGCCGUGCGGGUUUAUGAUCCCGCCGCUGCACCUCUUGUCUCAUCCCGAACCCGUCGAAAAUCUCGAAUACGAGACCGAUACUGGAACAGACGCUGGCACUGAAACUGGAACAUUAUUCAGUGAAGCGGAUACCGAUCGGAUGAGUGUGUCGACUGUUGGUCACACCCGGUAUAGCGACUAUUCUAAUUAUCUCUGCAACUCUCACGAUGAAGAAAGAGACGAUGCAUCGAUGACCGUCGUUGACUCAGAGGCCUUCACAAGAGCUAAUUCCGUCGAUGACGCAUACGGUUGGGAAGCAGAGCUCGACCGUAAGAUGAGUUGCCGAGUUAGCAUGGAUUCCAUGUGUCCUCGUCCUUAUCAUCAGGGUCGAAAAAUCGAUGGUAGUCGACGAAGUCUACUCCAUCGUGUCUUUUCAGUGUCGGGGAGAAGAAUUAAUUCCGGCUUCUAG